This is a messenger RNA of Lachancea sp. 'fantastica', 1029 nucleotides long. The record is from the annotation of a GenBank genome assembly. Lineage: Eukaryota; Fungi; Ascomycota; Saccharomycetes; Saccharomycetales; Saccharomycetaceae.
AUGAAUUCCGUCAUCAAAGAACAAUCACUCGCUCUGUUGGAGAAAUAUCCGUGUCUCAGGGAGUUCCAACCCUCUCUGGAACGUCCGUUUUUCAACAUUUCGUUGUGGAACAAUUUCGACAAGUUGGCUUCGAAAGUCAGUCUAGGACACUUUGUUCCCAGCAAGUUCGAAUUCGUGCCUGGUCAGCUUCCAUUGAGUGAGCUUCCCCAGGUUUUGGCUGCUAUAACCACCUAUUAUGUUGUCAUCUUCGGUGGCAGGUACAUCUUGAAAGGUUCAGAACCCUUCAAGCUCAACGCUUGGUUCCAAUUGCAUAACUUAUUUUUGACUACGCUGUCGCUGACAAUUCUGCUCCUGAUGGUUGAACAAUUAGUUCCGCUAAUCGCGAACAAUGGCCUCUACUUUGCAAUUUGCAAUGCAGAUGCAUGGACCCAACCUUUGGUGACCUUGUACUACAUGAACUACGUCACGAAAUUCAUUGAAUUCAUCGAUACUGUAUUCUUGGUUUUGAAACACAAGCAAUUGCGCUUCUUGCACACUUAUCACCACGGUGCCACAGCUUUGUUGUGCUACACUCAGUUGGUCGGCACCACGUCCAUUUCGUGGGUUGUCAUUGCCCUAAACUUGUGGGUCCAUGUGGUCAUGUAUUGGUACUACUUUUUGGCUGCCAGAGGCAUCAGGGUCUGGUGGAAAGAAUGGGUCACCAGAUUCCAAAUUUUGCAGUUCAUUUUGGACAUUGGAUUUAUUUAUUUCGCGGUUUACCAAAAGUUUGCGCAUCUAUAUGCUCCAAGCCUACCUCAUUGUGGUGACUGUGUGGGAUCGACCACGGCUACUUUUUCUGGCUGCGCCAUCAUUUCUUCUUAUUUGUUUUUGUUUGUGGCUUUCUACAUUGAAGUCUACAAACGCAGAGGCACUAAAAAGUCCAGAAUUGUGAAGCGUGUGCGUGGUGGUGUCGCUGCCAAGGUGAACGAAUACGUGAGCGUUGACUUCAAAAAAACCACCACCCCAUCUCCAUCCCCUGCUCGCAAGUAG